AUGGCUCCGGGAGAGAAAGAUCAUCAGGGUACCAACCGUAUAGUGUUGGUGAAGAAAAUUAUCAUGAAAGAUGGGCCCACGGUAUGUGAAUGAAUCGUCUUUAUUUAGGUAUCCUAACAAUUGUAACCGGGAAUGUGUAUGUAACAAUGUAACCGAUGUUCACAUAAACCGCAAACGAUGCAGCAUCAGCUGUGAGGCUAUGACAUAAGCGGACAUUAUGCACUCAGCAUACAGUGCACCACACGCUAUUGCCAAACAGCUUUGACAUGUUGAUCAAUUUGUUAAUAGAUUAUCAAUAGUGAUAGGAGAUGGUUACAUCGCAAUGUCUUUUGGAAGGACGCGGCCGGUAAUAUAUCGGGGUUGCAUCUUGCGGAAGGCCUAGCUGCAGAUAGUUUAUUGAAUGAAGACCGUAUAAUAUUGUCAUGCCGCUGCCAAUAGCCUACUGUAUUACAUAACAUCCCCGGCUACCUCUCAAUGCAAUCUGUUUGCAUGAUAAUUCCAUAAUCAUAUUCAUAGACUGGUUCAUUAUCAUGAUAAUACCUUUUGGUUUUUUAGAUGCAUAAGGCCUAUUUGUAUCUAUUUUGUAUAGAUAAUAGAGUCCAGAUCCCCCUGCAAUAAAAAAACAAACACUUUUAUUUAUUGCCGCAACCUCUAUCCUUUCAUGAACUGUUGGUGUUGAUGAUGUUGGAGGUGCUCCAGGCAGGUUGUUUGUCCCACAGUGCCCUCGGAUUUAAACCUCCUCAUAGGCUAAACAUUAGCCAAUAGCCAGCUGUUAGGACCAUAGGUGUUACCAUGGUGUUUCCUUGGAAAGGAAAGGUGACCUGGACCAAAAACAAAAUUACAGAUGGCCUAAUUUAAAAAUAAACAAUAUUCUAUUCUAUUAUGUAAUCUGAGCUAUCACAUCAAAGUGGAUUGGGACAUUCAUUUUAGAUCAGCGGUUUUAUUUGUAGCAAACAACACAAAUAAACGCUUAGGCCUAAGUCUAUUUUCCACAGCAUGGUAAGCAAGCAGUGAUUCAAUCUCCAUUAGGCCUGGCUACUAUGUAUGUCUAAUUUCUCAGUUUAGACAAGGUGAUGAUAACGUGAUUCGCCCCUUGCAUGACAGCGAGCUGAGAUCACAACCACAUCUCAAUCUCCUCCAGUCCUCACUCACGCAUACAUAUUACAUACACACAGGAAAAACUUGGUGCACUCACUGUGAGGAAUAGGGAAUUGGGGGCCCCAUCUCAUCUCCACUGUUAUGCAACGGCCAUGUCCCAAGCUUCCCAAGCUGCAGGCUGCCUCACACUGUGCUGUGAAGUAGCUAGGGGCCUGUGCUAAUCUAUCUAUCUUUUCUAUGCCAUUGCCUUCCUCAAAUACCACUGCUGUCUGUCCUUGCUCAGGGAUGUCCUAGGAGACAAUGGCCACGUGGAUGUCUUCAAAUAGCAAAGUGACUGAUUCACCUUGACAGAGAAGCAGUGGGCUCUUUUUAUUGAUUAUUUUGAUUUGGACUCCUCUUGACCAUCUCAUUCAGAAAGAUCUACAGUAUCAGAGUGUAGAUCAAUAAAUGGUUGCUUUAGGAAAUUGUUUUCCUAAUAGUGCAUAUUGUAUGUCUGCUUCAAAAAGAAUAUACUGCACUUGUCAAAAUAAGUCCAGGCACUCAAAUAUAGCAAACCCAUUCACAGGGUCCUGAUAAUGAUUUUAUAUGCUUUGUGAUUAUGGUGAAAAGGUGGUUGUUUAUCAUCUCAAGUGACCUUUUUGAAACGCUGUUUACAUUUUUCUCACACUGUAAAAGCUGCUAAUUUCCGUAGUGUAUGUUUUAACAUGGAAUACAAUAUGUUCUAAAAUGGCCGACUUUCUUUCCUGUGUGUUGCAGCCGGGCCAGGGCAUUGGCAGACCCAGUGUCUCCCAUGCUGUGGUGGUCAUCUUCCUGGAGUUCUUUGCCUGGGGUCUCCUUACCACUCCAAUGCUGACAGUGAGUUACAUCUCUAUCUGGCCUGCCUGGUUAUCAGCUUAUCUGUCUAAUUGGUCUUUUGACCAACCAGAUCAGCUUUGAAAAAUAUCUGACGUGAAAAGAUCAGAUGUGAUUGGUCAAAAGACUAAUUAGUGCAAAAAAGAUCCGAAUUAGACUGCCUCUGUAAACGCAGCCAAAUUCAUAUGUUUUUCCAUUUACACAUGCAGCCUAAUUCGGAUCUUUUUCCACUGAUUAAUCAGAUAAGCUCUUUUGGCAGUAAUUGGGCAAAAUAUCAGAAAUGGCCUAUCUAGGUCUAUCUACACCAGGGGUGUCAAACUCAUUCCAUGGAGGGCCUACUUUCUGCAGGUUUUUGGUUUUUCCUUUCAAUUAAGACCUAGACAACCAGGUGAGGGGAGUUCUUUACUAAUUAAUUAUCUUAAUUAAUCAAUCAAGUACAAAGGAGGAGUAAAAACCUGCAGACACUCUGCCCUCCGUGGAAUGAGUUUGACACGUGAUCUACACUGAAAUAAAUAAAGGUUCUUAAAUGGUUCUUCCUCAGCUCUUAAGGUUCCUUGAAGAACUCUUGCCAAAUAAAUAACAUUUGAGUUAAGUGUGGUGUACUUGAUGUGGCAUCUACAGUUCUUCUGAAUUUUAAAAGGUUCUUGAAAUUUCUAGUGUUGAUUCAAGAAUUAAAUGGAUCAAAAUUGGUGUUAAUAACCAGAGUUUAACCAAAACCACGCCCAUCAUUAUCAUAUUUCCCAGCAUGAUCUAUUGCAGGUUAUUUUAUUUUUUCAAUAUCUAUGUGUGUGUAUAUAUAUAUAUUAUGUUGUUGUUGUACUUUUACGUGAUAUCCAAUUGGUACUUACAGUCGUGGUAUUGGUCUUCACAAAGUUUGCUGCUUCAGUGUUUUUAGAUAUUUUUGUCAGAUGUUACUAGGGUAUACUGAAGUAUAAUUACAAGCAUUCCAUAAGUGUUAAAGGCUUUUAUUGACAAUUACAUUUAGUUUAUGCAAAGAGUCAAUAUUUGCAGUGUUGACCCUUCUUUUUCAAGACCUCUGCAAUCCGCCCUGGCAUGCUGUCAAUUAACUUCUGGGCCACAUCCUGACUGAUGACAGCCCAUUCUUGCAUAAUCAAUGCUUGGAGUUUGUCAGAAUUUGUGGGUUUUUGUUUGUCCACCCGCCUCUUGAGGAUUGACCACAAGUUCUCAAUGGGAUUAAGGUCUGGGGAGUUUCCUGGCCAUGGACCCAACAUUUCGAUGUUUUGUUCCCCGAGCCACUUAGUUAUCACUUUUGCCUUAUGGCAAGGUGCUCCAUCAUGCUGGAAAAGGCAUUGUUCGUCACCAAACUGUUCUUGGAUGGUUGGGAGAAGUUGCUCUCAGAGGAUGUGUUGGUACUAUUCUUUAUUCAUGGCUGUGUUCUUAGGCAAAAUUGUGAGUGAGCCCACUCCCUUGGCUGAGAAGCAACCCCACACAUGAAUGGUCUCAGGAUGCUUUACUGUUGGCAUGACACAGGACUGAUGGUAGCGCUCACCUUGUCUUCUCCGGACAAGCUUUUUUCCGGAUGCCCCAAACAAUCGGAAAGGGGAUUCAUCAGAGAAAAUGACUUUACCCCAGUCCUCAGCAGUCCAAUCCCUGUACAUUUUGCAGAAUAUCAGUCUGUCCCUGAUGUCUUUCCUGGAGAGAAGUGGCUUCCUCACUGCCCUUCUUGACACCAGGCCAUCCUCCAAAAGUCUUCGCCUCACUGUGCGUGCAGAUGCACUCACACCUGCCUGCUGCCAUUCCUGAGCAAGCUUUGCACUGGUGGUGCCCCGGUCCCGCAGCUGAAUCAACUUUAGGAGACGGUCCUGGCACUUGCUGGACUUUCUUGGGCGCCCUGAAGCCUUCUUCACAACAAUUGAACCUCUCUCCUUGAAGUUCUUGAUGAUCCGAUAAAUGGUUGAUUUAGGUGCAAUCUUACUAGCAGCAAUAUCCUUGCCUGUGAAGCCCUUUUUGUGCAAAGCAAUGAUGACGGCACGUGUUUCCUUGCAGGUAACCAUGGUUAACAGAGAAAGAACAAUGAUUUCAAGCACCACCCUCCUUUUAAAGCUUCCAGUCUGUUAUUCUAACUCAAUCAGCAUGACAGCGUGAUCUCCAGCCUUGUCCUCGUCAACACUCUCACCUGUGUUAACGAGAGAAUCACUGACAUGAUGUCAGCUGGUCCUUUUGUGGCUGGGCUGAAAUGCAGUGGAAAUGUUUUUUUGGGAUUAAGUUCAUUUUCAUGGCAAAGAGGGACUUUGCAAUUAAUUGCAAUUCACCUGAUCACUCUUCAUAACAUUCUGGAGUAUAUGCAAAUUUCUGUCAUAAAAACUGAGGCAGCAGACUUUGUGAAAAUUAAUAUUUGUGUCAUUCUCAACUUUUGACCACGACUGUACAGUCUUGUCCCAUCGCUGCAACUCCGCUACGGACUCGGGAGAGGCUACAUUCUCAGAAACAUGACCCUGCUUCUUGACACACUGCUCGCUUAACCUGGAAGCCAGCCGCACCAAUGUGUCAGUGGAAACACCGUCCAGCUUGCGACCGGCCUGCCACAAGGAGUCACUAGAGUGCGAUGGGACAAGGAAAUCCUGGCCGGCCAAACCCUCCCCUAACCCGGACGACGCUGGCCAAUUGUGCUCCACCUCAUGGGUCUCCCGGUCACGGCCGGCUCAAGCAGUGACGCCUCAAGCACUGCGAUGCAGUGACUUACACCGCUGCGCCACUCGGGAGGCCCAAUAUCUAUGGUUUUGCAUGUACAUUGAUUGAUUAAUUCAUCUCAUGCUAACAUACAUGUUUCUAAACUAUUCCAAUCCGUUACUGAAAUGGUUGUUCCAGUUUAGAUGUUUAAGGUAGUCUCAUAUUUUAGUCUUCCCAACCCUGGAGGUCAUACUGAAUACAGGUUGUGGGUGGAUAAAAAAAUCCAACAUUUUGGUUAGCCCCACUGUGGCUGGAUUCCAAUAGGAAUUACACAUCACUUUCCAAGCCAACAUAAUGUGACUUGCAGGCCUAAUGUGGCCUGUAAACCAAGAGUUUCAGGCCACUGUAUUAGGGUAAAACUAGGCCCUCAAAAGAAGGCCUUAUAAAAUAUGUUUAAUUGUAUUUAUUUUUUUAAUGUAAUUUUAUGACAACAUAUUCACUUAGGAUCUCAAUUGGUGAAGGCCACAGGACUGAAUGUAUGAAUACAGCCAUGUCUCUGUCACUAGAAAACACAGUCAUGGGUGGUAACUCUAAAACUCACCCGAAAGGCACCAUGGGAAAAAUAGGGCUUUAAACCCUACAGCAGGGCUAUUGAAUUCUGGUCCUGCAUGGCCGAAACAUGUCUGGUGUUGGAUUUUUGUGUGGUUCUUCAAAGAACCAUCCCAUUUAUGGAUCUUCAGAGACCCUCAAAUGGGUCCCCUAUUGUACUUUUAUUUUUAAGAGUGUAGGGCUCUUUCUAAAACAAAAUGGCCUUUAUUCCUCGCAUCCGUCUUCUCACAAUCUCUCGUGGACAGACUACGUAAACUUAAAUGGUACCGUAGAUCUGUCAUGAUACAAGAGGAUGCAUGAGAUAACGAGCAGCAUUAGUACUGUGCUUUGGACAAAUCUUGAUUUCGCAGGUAUUAUAAUCUUUUGAAUUUCGGAAAUGGAGGGGACAUUUGGCCAAUAGACUUGCCUGUAACUCCGGUUCCGAUCCUCGUUCUAUCUCUUCUCUUAACACGUAUGGACCCAGAACAUAAUCGAGCAUCUGACCAAUUAAGCAAGACUUUAGUUCUGGGUUAACUGAGAUUAAUCUUCUCAAAACGCAUUGGGAUGGAGGGACCUUGGCCCUUCCCUCCAAUACAGUUGAGAAGGAGGCGAGAAAGGAGGUUAUGAGGAAUUACAGAAUUACUAAUUGAGAUAUAGAGAGAGACCUACAGGCUCUUUCUGACAGUCAUCCUUAUCUAGCUCUUAUUUUGCUCUUCAUCUUUCUAUUCUCACCUUCUCUGUCUGUCUCCCUUCCCUAUGGAAUGGUCUAGUAAAACGCACCUGUGUUUUUGUGGUGUUGUUUUUUAGGGUAGAUUUCUUGGCUUGUUAAAAUGCUUAUGUGUGUGUGUGUGUGUGUGUGUGUGUGACUGUUAUGGUUUCUUGGCAGCCUUUCUGUGGAACAGCCCUGUUAAAGAUGGUUUUGGUUUUUCUGUGGUUCUUUGCAGGUUUUACAUGAAACUUUUCCACAACACACGUUUCUGAUGAAUGGCCUCAUUCAAGGGGUGAAGGUAAGAUAUCAGACUUAGAAAUAACUAAAUACUAACAGUUUUGUUUAGCAAAGACUACAAACAGUAUAUCUUCCAAAACAUAAACCAAUUAUGUCAUUUAUUGAUCACUGCUAUGCUACAGAGGACCCAUCCAUAGAGUUGCAUCCCUGAGCGAUUGAACAAAUGCAGCACACUAAACUGUAUUCUGUGUACUCUAGCUCAUCUUUUUUCAGUAUCUUAUUUCAUAAUAAGUGCAUGUUUAUUAUAGGUAAUUUCAGGAUACCGUAGAGCAGCCAUUUUCGUGCUGCUACUUGAUUGUAAUCAAGCUCACUCUCAUUUCCACUAAAGAUGAAUGAGGCUUCUCAUUAUGGGUUCCCGGUAACCAUGACAUUUUUAACAGACACUCCUCCCCUCUUCACCCUCCUCCUCAACAGGGUCUUCUGUCCUUCAUGAGUGCCCCUCUGAUUGGUGCCUUGUCAGACGUGUGGGGCAGACGGUCCUUCCUACUGGUCACUGUGUUCUUCACCUGCGCCCCCAUCCCGCUUAUGAGACUCAGUCCCUGGUAAGACCGCCCGUUUCUGCUGGCCAAGGAAAAAACACUUUUGUGAUUUGGUUUAGUAUUCAUUGUGUAUUUGAUUAGAAUUAAACAAUACGCACAUUUAAACAUGAAAUCUACACUCUUAAAAGUAAAAACAUAUAGGGUUUUUCGGUUUGUCCCCAUAGGGGAACCCUUUUUGGUACUACCUAGAACCCUCUUUGAAGGUUUCCGCCUAGAACCCUCUAUGAAGGGUUCUACCAAGAACCCUUUUAUCCUCUAAAGAUUCUCCCUAGAAAUCUUGAUGAAAGGUACCACCGAGAGCCCUUUUAUGUUUGAAGGGUUCUUCCUAGAACCCUCUAUGAGCACUUCCACCAGCCAUAUUAGCCUUUAAAGUUAAAGUCUUUAGGACAAUACAUUACAUAUAUCAAAAGCCCUAUCUUUGAGGGCCUAGGUAUACCCUGACACUGGUGUUAGGAAACUCCUUGUUUACAGGCCACAUCAGGCUUGCAAAUCACAUUAUGCUCACUUGCAAAGUGAUGUGUAAUUCCUGUUGAAAUCCAGCCAGAGUUAGGAUAUCUCACAACUGAAACUUUUGAUGACCCUCAAUCUUUAGUGAUGGGGUAAACUAAGCUUCUUGAAGCAUUGAGGGUAUCCAGCCAAUUGUGUGUCGAAAAUAGGUUCAUUACUCAAGCCUUUGAUCAACAAAGUGUACACUAGUGGCACCUGCUGGUCAAAAGAAUUUAGAGCAGCCAAAUUAUUAUAUAUGACGUCCCACACACCGUAGCGUGUACGCAGGGUACCCUUGCACUUGCGUUUUGGUACACUAUAAGUACAUUAAUUUCCAAUGGAACGCUGCGUUUGCCUUGCAGCAUUGCUUUGCAGAGGUAGUUGCACUGUGUUCUGUGUGGUACAUACACUGCUCAAAAAACUAAAGGGAACAGUAAAAUAACACAUCCUAGAUCUGAAUGAAUGAAAUAAUCUUAUUAAAUACUUUUUUCUUUACAUAGUUGAAUGUGCUGACAACAAAAUCACACAAAAAUUAUCAAUGGAAAUCAAAUUUAUCAACCCAUGGAGGUCAGGAUUUGGAGUCACCCUCAAAAUUAAAGUGGAAAACCACACUACAGGCUGAUUCAACUUUGAUGUAAUGUCCUUAAAACAAGUCAAAAUGAGGCUCAGUAGUGUGUGUGGCCUCCACGUGCCUGUAUGACCUCCCUACAACGCCUGGGCAUGCUCCUGAUGAGGUGGCGGAUGGUCUCCUGAGGGAUCUCCUCCCAGACCUGGACUAAAGCAUCCGCCAACUCCUGGACAGUCUGUGGUGCAACGUGGCGUUGGUGGAGCGAGACAUGAUGUCCCAGAUGUGCUCAAUUGGAUUCAGGUCUGAGGAACGGGCGGGCCAGUCCAUAGCAUCAAUGCCUUCCUCUUGCAGGAACUGCUGACACACUCCAGCCACAUGAGGUCUAGCAUUGUCUUUCAUUAGGAGGAACCCAGGGCCAACCACACCAGUCUGAGGAUCUCAUCUCGGUACCUAAUGGCAGUCAGGUUACCUCUGGCGAGCACAUGGAGGGCUGUGCGGCCCCCCAAAGAAAUGCCACCCCACACCAUGACUGACCCACCGCCAAACCGAUCAUGCUGGAGGAUGUUGCAGGCAGCAGAACGUUCUCCACGGCGUCUCCAGACUCUGUCACGUCUGUCACAUGUGCUCAGUGUGAACCUGCUUUCAUCUGUGAAGAGCACAGGGCGCCAGUGGGGAAUUUGCCAAUCUUGGUGUUCUCUGACAAAUGCCAAACAUCCUGCACAGUGUUGGGUUGUAAGCACAACCCCCACCUGUGGACGUCGGGCCCUCAUACCACCCUCAUGGAGUCUGUUUUUGACCGUUUGAGCAGACACAUGCACAUUUGUGGCCUGCUGGAGGUCAUUUUGCAGGGCUCUGGCAGUGCUCCUCCUUGCACAAAGGCGGAGGUAGCAGUCCUGCUGCUGGGUUGUUGCCUUCCUACGGUCUCCUCCACGUCUCCUGAUGUACUGGCCUGUCUCCUGGUAGCGCCUCCAUGCUCUGGACACUACGCUGACAGACACAGCAAACCUUCUUGCCACAGCUCGCAUUGAUGUGCCAUCCUGGAUGAGCUGCACUACCUGAGCCACUUGUGUGGGUUGUAGACUCUGUCUCAUGUUACCACUAGAGUGAAAGCACCGCCAGCAUUCAAAAGUGACCAAAACAUCAGCCAGGAAGCAUAGGAACUGAGAAGUGGUCUGUGGUCACCACCUGCAAAACCAGUCCUUUAUUGGGGGUGUCUUGCUAAUUGCCUAUAAUUUCCACCUGUUGUCUAUUCCAUUUGCACAACAGCAUGUGAAAUGUAUUGUCAAUCAGUGUUGCUUCCUAAGUGGACAGUUUGAUUUCACAGAAGUGUGAUUGACUUGGAGUUAUUGUGUUGUUUAAGUGUUCCCUUUAUUUUUUUGAGCAGUGUACAAACAUUUGAUUUAUCAAACGUAUGCGUCAAACUGUAUGGGUAAACGGGUUGACAGAAAUCGUAGCAGAAGGUGAAUGUUGAGCUUUUGUUGCACACAUAUCUAGCUGGUGCUGCAUACUUUUUUGCGCAUUACACAGUCGGUGUGUUCAAAGCGUUAAUGUCUUCUACCGAAACCAAUACCAAACCAAUCAGGUGGUUGUUUGAAAAAUUGAUACAGGCACUUCGAAGUAAACUCCUUAACAAUUUCGACGCAUGUCUGGCGUACCGUUCUCAAAUGUAAUAUCACUAGCAAUCUGCAUUCAGAAUGACUGCAAAUGUAGGGAAGAGACUACCUAAAUCCUCUAAACUGGAACAAUCAUCUCAGUAACGGGUACAAUAAAUCCAACUACUAACAGAUUGGAUUAGUUUAUGAAAAAGCAUGUUAUCGGUUUAGCAUAAGAUUAAUCAACCAUUCAAUGUACAUGCAAAAACACAGAUAUUGAUACAAACAAUUCUGAAAAUCUACCUGCAAUAGAGCAUGCUGGGAAAUAUGAUAAUGAUGGGCAUGGUUUUGAGUCUUUUACUCUAGUAAAAAUAACACAAUCACUCGACUGGUUAUUAAAACAUUCUCACGCCUAUCUUUUUAAAUUGAUCAGAUUACUCAAACUCCUGAUGUUAGUCUAAACACUGAGGUAAACACUAAUGCUUUGGCAGUAUUUAAAGUUGAACUGACAGCGUUUUAACUACUUUGCAGAUAUGAAACAGACAAUCAUAAUAUCAAUCAAAAAUAUAAAAUUCCCAGUUUAUACUUCAAACCAACUUUAUAAGAGGUUUUAAAGAUAGGUUCUAUUUGACUCAACAUUCCAUGAUGUACAGUAAGGCAUUGUUGGCAGAAUAUAUGGAUGUAGUUCAAUGCAUUAUUCAUAUAAUUCACCAAUACAUUUCUUGGUAGUCCCCAAAAUAUUGCUAUCAGGUUGUAAAUAUCGCUGACCUGGUACAUAUUCUGCUGCCGCCACCCAUUCGGGAUGCACCGUUUCAAUUUUUAACGACUGUAACUAAGGCUGGGAAUGUCAAUACAAUCAAACUAGCAAGGGUAAUGAUCACAAGUCAGUCAUAACGUGGCUAACACAAGGCCUGUGGGCCAAAUAGGACACACAAGCGAGUGUAAAUGAGUCAAGAGUUGAGUCAUCUACUUUAUGAAAUUACAGCCUGAUGCGCUCGCAUUGUUAAUUAAACUUAAACUGCGCUGCUUUCGUGUGUCCCGUUUACAUCACGCAGCCGUGGGAAAGUGUACAGACACAUGCCACAGUCCUAGCUAGGCUACUAAAAUGUUGCAGUCUGGCUUCGGUUUUUAAAAGUUUGACAAUGAUUAACCAAAAAACAAAACCUGCAACAAAACACCAUGCAAAAGAGAAAAAUGAAAGCCAAUUACAGCAACAUUUGAGCAGUAGCCUAGGUUGGCUACUCAACUACAAUACAUUUUGAGUGCACCAUACAGCAAUGCUGCAUUGAACCGCACUGGUGAUCCAUUAAGUGCAAAAAAAUAAGCAAACAUGUUUUAAGUUGAAAUGUUACAACAACCUAUAGCAAAGCUUUUGUUAUUUUAAGUUAUUAAAUACUUUUUGAUUAGGGUCGCAGCAUAUAAUGCACAUCUGCAAGCAUAGCAGCACAGGCUGCAACAUUUUCAAAAAAACAGUUUUUGCUUUGUCAUUAUGGGGUAUGGGGUAUUGUGUGUAGAUUGAUGAGGGGGGAAAAAACUAUUUAAUCCAUUUUAGAAUAAGGCUGCAACAUAACAACAUGUGGAAAAUGUCAAGGGGUCUGAAUACUUUCCGAAUGCACUGUAAGUGGACAUUAUAAAGGGCCAUAUUUUUUCUAAUAAAACAAUGGCCAGUUUGAGUCACAGUUGCAUGUUUUUUUUGUAAAAACAAAUAGGCUAUGUCUGGCCCGCAAAUUAGUUGUUUUUUCAAUAUGGGCCUUGCGCUUAUUGAGUUUGACACCCCUGGGCUAGCGUAUCUAUUUAUGUAAUUAACUAUUUAUUUAGCAAGCUAAAAACACAAAGCCUAACAUUAGCUAGCUAGCUAGCUGCUGGGAGGAUGUCGUGUCAUUGGAGGAGUGGGUUAGUGACUGACUUUUUCCCCUCAUAUCGUUUUUCUUUGGCUACAUCUAGAGAUGCUGCAGGUGUCAUUUGGUUAGCUAGCAAGAAAUGUGAAACGCUUUGCUAGUUGUUAUACACAGUUAACAUAUCUCUUAGUUGUAUUUGGCAUUGAUCAAAUGGGCGGGGAGGCAGGCAAGUUCCCAUUCAGUUGUCAAAAUGUGCGUUGGGACAAGCGUGCAUUGGCAGGCAAGCUGCAAAAGGACGAGCAGGCUACUAUUCCCCAUCGUUUAUCAGUGCAAUUUUGAAGGCCAACUAGCAGAAAAAGUUUAAGAGGGUUUAUCUAAUGUUCCUUCGUUAGAUUUUAGCUUAUCUCGCUCUAGCUAGCAUUAGUUGUUGAUCUUGUUGUUGUUGAUGUGCAUAGGCAACUGAGGGAGAGAACAUACCUUUUCAUGGUUGUUUGAGAAAUAGGAUUUUAAAGUUCCCAAAUGUAUUUACAUAUUUGCAGAAAUCCAUUCAGGUGUAUUGUGUGGCUUUUGGCGAAUGCGUUCUAAUGAUCUAAAGUGGCACUCUUGCUACUACCUGUAAACACACAGUCCAGUUCAAAGUGAAUGAUGGUAGGCCCGUGUGGCAAAUGGCUUAUUUGCAUAUAGGCCUACUGUAGCUCUGAUUGGCUAUGGCGCACCUGUCUGCUUAGACUCCAGUCCUGGACAGGACAGAUGUUGUUAUUUGGUUUUAUUUACUGCAGUGUCUAUUAAUUGUCCAAACGCACGGCCGCUUUCCCACUCUAUAUUGCUAUAGAAUUUUCACAAAUGCCUUACUAUACAUCAUUCCUAAACAUUCUAUGUAUUUACGAAAACAUGAAAAUAGAUAUCUAAGUGCUUGUCAGAAAAUGUUAAAAAAAAGAUGUCAUUCUUCCUGGGGAAGCAAAAAAUGCUGUCAGUUCCACUUUAAAAGAAAUAAAAAAAAGUUACAAUAGAAAAAGCUUAUUCAGAUUCAGAAGGGUUCUACAGUCUUGCCUUCCAAAGACUCUUUCUUGCCUUCCAAAGAAUCAUCAAAGAACCCUUCUUCCAAAAAUGGUUCUUAGGACAUGAAAGGUUCUAGGUAGAACCCUUUGCCUUACAAAGAAACCUUGUCUUCCAAAAGGGAUCUUCAAAUGGUAGAAAUCCUUCCGCAAAUAACCUUUUUGGAACCCUUUUGUCUAAGAGUGUGGUCUUUGUCCAAAUGUAAAAGUGCUGUUUUAAAUGAAAAUACUAUAUUAUCCCUCCUAUGCACACACCACAAUAUAGUUAGUUGUCUGUUUUACCAAUUUUAGUCAGAAUUUGUAAUUGGUAAACACUUUAAGACUGUCAAGUAAUUUGUCACAGAAUCUCUAUCUUUAGAGUCUGAAGGAGUAUUUGUACAUGAUGUGAAAUGCACUUGCUUGAAUGUGACUGACUGGCAGUUUGAGAAGAGUCUAACUGACAAUUUUCCCUCCCUCAGGUGGUACUUUGCAGCGAUUUCCAUGUCAGGGGCUUUCUCUGUCACCUUCUCUGUCAUCUUCGCUUAUGUCGCUGAUGUCACGGAGGAGCAUGAGAGAAGCACAGCAUAUGGACUGGUAAAAAGUUAUUUUUAUUAUGAUGUCCAGUAUCUUUCUCAUUUGAUUCCCAUGUUGAUUGGGGGUAGAGGAGAAUUUUAUCUUUCCAUCUUUCCAAUUCUAUCUGACAAUUAUGUGGGUAAAGAUCAAGUUCUGUAAUUCUAUAUGGGUUAUGCAAUGUGCUCUUUUGUGCUUAGAAUAGAUGUUGGUAGUGUCAUGUUCCUGCAAGCCUUCACACAGUGGUUUUCAUAUCUCAUACAGUUGUGUCAUGAUGGGUCCCUUGAGGUCACAGCAUGCAGUAAAUCAAAUCAAAUCAACGUUUAUUUGUCGUGUACACAGAUUAGCAGAUGUUAGGUGGAGCCAAAUGCUUGUAGUAUAGCAUAUCCCAUUGAAUUCUUCAAUCCUUUUAUCUUUGUAUUUUGAACUACAUUUCCUUUGUAGCUUAACCACUUGUGAAAUGUGAAAAAUGGCUGCAUCCCUGACAAUUGGGUCGUUGACAGCUAUUGGCUCCAAUACAAUAAAAAAAACACACAACACAAAACACACAACAGGACUUCAUGAAAAACAGUUACAAUUGUCACUGAGUGGAUAUCAUGAUUAAAUAUAAACUGACCUGGAAACAACUUUAGUUCCAAACACACGUUCUCCUCCUGUGUCCCUAGGUGUCGGCUACGUUUGCAGCCAGCCUGGUGACGAGUCCAGCCAUCGGGGCGUACCUGUCCGCGUGUUACGGUGACAACCUGGUGGUGUUGGUGGCUACACUGGUUGCUCUGGCAGACAUCUGUUUCAUCCUGCUGGCCGUGCCAGAGUCCCUUCCGGAGAAGAUGAGGCUCAACACCUGGGGAGCACCCAUCACCUGGGAGCAAGCCGACCCAUUCCAGGUGAGUGCUAUGCCAUGCCAUGCCAUGCCAUGCCAUGCCAUGCCAUGCUGAGUAGGCUACAUCAGCUAAUGGUUUCAUCAGUGUCAGUGUCCUUUUUUUAAAGACUUUGGAGUCUCUCUGUUGUUUAAAAUACUUUGGUGUCUCUGUUGUUUAAAAUACUUUGGUGUCUCUCUGUUGUUUAAAAUACUUUGGUGUCUCAUGUUUGCAGUCAAUGAGGAAAGUGGGGAAGGAUCCCACGGUUCUUCUCAUCUGUAUAACAGUGUUCCUGUCCUACCUACCUGAAGCUGGCCAAUACUCCAGCUUUUUUCUCUACCUUAGACAGGUAAAUAUCCAGCUUGUCCUGUAUCUUAGACAGGACAACUCCUCUACAUUUACCUGAACCAUCUGGCAGUAAACUUGAGAUUCAAUUCAAUACAACUUUAUUUAUCCCCUUAGGGGCAAUUAAGAAAACCAUGCCAGAUUGCAAAUGAUAACAUCAUCUACAUAAAAUACAAGUACAACAAACAACAAGUUAUUUCAGCACACAGUGUUGUUUACCUCCGGUUCAGUUCAUUUUAGUUCGGUGACUAUAAUUAUAGAGAUGGUGUUCUUUCGCUGUUCUUUUUAGAUCCACUUGUACAACUCUCUCUCCAUUGAGCACAGUCAAGUGCUAGUCAUUUAGCAUAGUGGCGUUACUUUGCCUUGGACCCUUGGAGCAAAGAGAGAAAGAGAGAGGCUAAUGCUGUUUUAUGUUUUCUCUCUCUCCAUCUUUGGCUCUGUUUCUUUCUUUCUUUCUUUUUCUCUCUGUCUCUCUGUCUCUCUCUCUCUAUCCCCACUCAGGUCAUUAACUUUUCAUCGGCAACGAUCGCAGUGUUCAUCGGGGUGGUUGGAAUCCUCUCCAUCAUAGCCCAGGUACAUAUCUGACGCAAUGGUGACCGUCUGCUACUCCAUUUAACUGUGUCUGUGGGGAACUGCAAUGUGUUAACGAACAAUCAUGUCCUUUGGAAUGUAUUUAAUCUAGCUCCACAUUUAGAUCUAAAUCAUGUCGACAUAGCCUUAGCCUGCCCGUUCUAUCCUACUUAAAAGAAAAGCAUUCUAAAGUAAUGUAGCAAAUCGUGUAAUUCCUAUGCAUACAAUAUUUCUGAAGAAUGUGCCUACAAUACAUAUGAAAUAAAUUAGCAAUCUGUAAAGCACUUAUGACAACUUCUGAUAUAAAAUGGGCAUUAUAAAUACAUUUGUUUGAUUGGUUAAUUGAGAAUUGUUGUUGCAGACACUUAUCCUGACAGUCUUGAUGAGAACGAUCGGAAACAAGAACACAGUUCUACUGGGCCUGGGCUUCCAGAUUCUACAGCUGGCCUGGUACGGCUUUGGAUCAGAACCAUGGUGGGUCACCUUUAACUCUAUGUUCACUGUGGUUAGUGGAGUAUGAUCUACAGAGCUGUCCUACAUAAAGUUAGCAAACAGAUUUGUUUUUCUAUUGACUAAGAAAUGUAUUACAUGUAAAAUCUGUACGUUUAUGUAGCUACUGGUAUAUCUUUCUCCCUCAUCUCAGAAUCGAUCUAAAAUGAAAAGAGAAGGUGGAUCGGGAAUCGAUUUUGUCAAAGAUCAUUGAGCAUGCUCAGCAGGGCUGGUCCUGAGUGUGGGACUCCUUAGAGUGGGUCCAUUUAGCUAAGUGAUGUCUCAGACUGUAUGUGUCUGGAGCUAACCACUGUCUCCUCUGUGUCUCUUUCUCUUUCGCUGUGGUUUUUAGGAUGAUGUGGGCUGCGGGUGCAGUAGCAGCCAUGUCUAGUAUCACCUUUCCUGCAGUGAGCGCCCUGGUGUCUCACAGCGCAGACCCAGAUAAGCAGGGUAAGACAUUCCCCUUAUUUCCCUUUACUGUAUGUAAUCUAUCCAUUUGUCAUGCUCUAAGGCAUUCCCUUUUUUCCUUCAUGUAAUCUAUCCAUUCAUCCUGUUCUCUACGGUACUACCUUUCCACCUCCGUAGUCCUUUUGAAAGUGAAUAAAUGUGUAUAUUUUUAAAUACAUUUUUUACUAACAUUUUCCAUUAAGACACAUCACAGCAUACAAAUGCAUGGAUGUUUUUAACUUUGACUAUUUUGUUUCAUAGCAGACCUAUCCUGUUAACAUUUGAAUUUGUUUUUAUAAUAGACUUUUAUCAGAAACAGACCCUCAUGGAUGUUUAUGUAUAUGGUGUGUUUUCUGUGAUGUCAUGCUGUUUAUGUGUUCUGCCCAGGAACCGCAGAUGGUCUAUGUAGCUACAUGUGGUACACAUCGUUCCUGACAAAUAAACUAAUAACCUUUCUCUCCUCAGGUCUGGUGCAAGGAAUGAUCACUGGAAUCCGGGGCCUGUGUAACGGUCUGGGCCCUGCGCUGUAUGGCCUUAUCUUCUUCAUGUUCAACGUAGAGCUGAACACCAUUGACCCCAUCCAGGGAGAAUACCCCAUCGACCCUAUACCUAUAAACCCACCGGCUGAGGUAAAUGAAUUACUAUCUAACACCAAUAUAACAUUCUCAUUCUGCCUCUAGGGCCAGCCAGACUAGCCGUAUACAUCUCUCUUCUUUAGCUUUAAAACAUAUUUAUUCCUAAGUAAGCGCUUGCAAUCUUUAUGUAGCUGUAAUCCUGUAUCUUUCUGUUUCUUUAUUCAGAGAUGGGUGGUAUUAUUUGUGUUAUAUGAAUGUGAGAUCAAGUUCCUACAGAAAAAUAAGUUAUAUAUGAAGUGUUUGAUUCCAAAACACGAUAAAUUGCAAUUUUGAAAUGAAAUUGCUCAUGGGUCCGUUUCUGAAAUGAAUGCUCAGGGAUCCCUUUCUAUGUGUAUGAAUUAUGGCUGUUCUCAUACUUUUAAAACAUUUACUUUAGAUGUUCUUUAAAAUGUUUUUUUUUUUGCUAAACGCAAUAUGCGACACACUUGUUUCAUACCAAAACGUGCUAUAUCCAGAGCCAUGUGUAUAGAGAGUUGGGACAUUGGGUUUUCUGCAUUAUGAUGCAUUUACAUGACACUACAAAAUUAUAUGGCAGCCAUGUUACCACCCGAUUAUCAUUACACAGGGAAUAUUUUAAAAAUGCUAUGUUACUGAAUGUCUAGAAUUAGAACAAUAUUCAAAAUUCUAAAAGUUGGCCCAACUCUAAAUACAGUGCCUUCAGAAAGUAUUCAUACCCCUUGACUUAUUCCACAUUUUGUUGUGUUAAAGCCUGAAUUCAAAAUUGAUUAAAUAAAUACAAAAUCUCACCCAUCUAAACACAUACCUCAUAAUGACAAAGUGAACAUAUGUUUUUGAAAUGUUUUCAGAUUGAUUGAAAAUGAAAUACAAAAAUAUCUAAUUUACAUAAGUAUUCACACCCCUGAGUCAAUACAUUGUAGAAGCACCUUCGGCAGUGAUUACAGCUUUGAGUCUUUCUGGGUAAGUCUCUAAUUUAAAAAAAAUAUAUAUAUUUCACCUUUAUUUAACCAAGUAAGCCAGUUGAGAACAAGUUGUCAUUUACAACUGCGACCUGGCCAAGAUAAAGCAAAGCAGUGCGAUAAAAAAAACAACAACACAGAGUUACAUAUGGGAUAAACAAAACGUACAGUCAAUAACACAAUAGAAAAUCUAUAUACAGUGUGUGCAAAUGUAGUAAGUUAUGGCGGUAAGGCAAUAAAUAGGCCAUAGUGCAAAAUAAUUACAAUUUGAGUAUUAACACUGGAAUGAUAGAUGUGCAGAAGAUGAUGUGCAAAUAGAGAUAGUGGGGUGCAAAUGAGCAAAAUAAAUAACAAUAUGGGGAUGAGGUAGUUGGGUGAGCUAAUUACAGAUGGGCUGUGUACAGGUGCAGUGAUCGGUAAGCUGCUCUGACAACUGAUGCUUAAAGUUAGUGAGGGAGAUAAGAGUCUCCAGCGUCUGAGAUUUUUGCAGUUUGUUCCAGUCAUUGGCAGCAGAGAACUGGAAGGAAUGGCGGCCAAAGGAGGUGUUUGCUUUGGGGAUGACCAGUGAGAUACAGUGGGGAGAACAAGUAUUUGAUACACUGCCGAUUUUGCAGGUUUUCCUACUUACAAAGCAUGUAGAGGUCUGUAAUGUUUAUCAUAGGUACACUUCAACUGUGAGAGACGGAAUCUAAAACAAAAAUCCAGAAAAUCACAUUCUUACGAAUUCUGCGUUAACGUGACCCCUAAGUUUAACUUGCUAUCUAAGUAAGUUACUUAAUUAAUAUGGUGACGGGGCAUCAUAUUGUGUAAGUUUUCUGCCGUGUUUGAGAAGUCAAAGCCCUUUGGAUGAGUUAUCUGAACAUCUGCCACUACUAUCUUUUGAUUUCCUUGCGUUUUUCUCCUCCGUUCUCGGCCCGUCUGCUCCUCCCCCAUCUUCGCAGAGCAGGCAGGCCCUUUUCCCUAACGACUCCAGACAGACACAGUGUGUACACAAACUUUUGUUAAUUUGCACAAUGUCUCUCAUUCACAUUCGCUUGUAAAUGUCCAAACUCACCAGUUAGCAUAUUUAGCUAGCAGCCUCCAUGGAAAUCCGCUAUUACCUGUGCUAAUUUUGUUAGCAUUCUGGUAGCAGAUGCCCAAUGGUCUUUUUUGCGUUUUUUUGGUCGCACCCUUGUGUACUAAACCGGUAAUCCCGUAAUGAUCAUAUGAAAAUCUGGAAACUGCCCAACCCUACUGUAGAAGCUUCCUUCUUUUCACCCUGUCAGUUAGGAUAGUAUUGUGGAGUAACUACAAUGUCGAGUUUUCUCCUAUCACUGUAACUGUUCUAAAGUCACCAUUGGCCUCAUGGUGAAAUCCCUGCGCGUUUUCCUUCCUCUCCUUCAACUGAGUUAGGAAGGAUGCGUGCAUCAUUAUGACUUGGUGUAUUGAUACACCAUCAAAAGUGUAAUUAAUAACUUCACCAUGCUCAAAGGGAUAUUCAAUGUGUGCUUUUUUUUAUUUGUACCCAUCUACCAAUAGGUGCCCCUCUUUGCGAGGCAUUGGAAAACUUCCCUGAUCUGUGUUUGAAAUUCACUGCUCGACUGACGGACCUUACAGAUAAUUGUAUGUGUGGGGUACAGAGAUGAGGUAGUCAUUCAAAAUUCAUGUUAAACUAUAUUAUUGCACAGAGUGAGUCAAUGCAACUUAUUAUGUGACUUGUUAAGCAAGUUUUUACUCCUGAACUUAUUUAAGCUUGCCAUAACAAAGGGGUUGAAUACUUAUUGACUCAAGCUUUUCAUGUAAAAUUAAUUUGUAAACAUUUCUAGAAACAUAAUUCCACUUUGACAUUAUGAGGUGUUGUGUGUAGGCCAGUGAAAAGUAGGUGCUGUAACACAACAAAAUGUGCAAAAAGUCAAGGGUUGUAAGUUAGUGUUGCGCGGGUCAGCUAUUUGUUCACCCGCACCCGCCCGCAAUUGCUAAUAACCCAUCUGCAACCACCCAACUAUAUGUGAUAAAGUGAAAAUCUGAGGCCCGCACCCAACCCUAACCCGCAAAUAUAGAAAAUGCACUAUAGGCUACAGUCAAAGAUGGCAGAAAGAUUUUCUUGACAGGGGGUGCAGGACUUUUUUGUUGCCUGAUUUAGAUGCGUUUCAGUUUAUAAUUUCUGACAUUUUGGUAGGCAAUUUUUUUGUAAACUUGUUUAUAAUUAGAUACAUGUAGCUUCUUUUUUGUCAUUAUAUGUUGCCCUAGAAGACUAAAUAAAAAAAGAGGGAAAGAUUUUCUGUGCAAAAUGUCCAAAUGACAUUAGUUUCACAGAAAGCUGUGAAAAGACCCAAUGUGUUUUUGAUAAGAUUUCAGUUAGUCUUCGAUGCAUAUUUUAUGUGGUUGAAAUACCAUAAGCUUUUAUGAUGAAGACAGCACCUCUACAGAUGGUAUCAACUGAGCAUUGCAUUCUCUCAAGAUGCAGAAAUAAAUAAAUCAUAUUUCUCCACUCCUGUUCCCAAGUCCAAAUUUAGCCUACAUUGGUGUAUAAUUUUACUGCAAGAAAUACUUAAUUCUGCAGGAGUUAUUAUUAAGGCUAUGUGAGAGGUUAUAGACCUACAGUCAUGUCCAGAUUUCAGUUCCCUUGACAUGCCAUAGGCCUAUUUGAAGUCCCCAUCUUGAGACAGUCGAAUUUGUAUAGCGCCUCAAUUAUCACAAUUAUCACACAUAAUAUAGCCGGCACUGCUAUCAUCCUCUUUUACCACUUUACCAAAUAUGGCCCUCCCUUCUCUUUAUUUUCAACUCUUCUUUCGCCCUUCAGCCACACAAUAUUUAAUUACCCUAAACCCGUCCGGCCCGCGGAUAUAUAACCGCGGGGACUGCGGGUUAUGAGUCAACCCGCGCAUCACUAGUGUGAAUACUUUCUGAAGGCACUGUACUGUAUAUGGCUCUCGCUAUAUCCACUGUCCAGUUGCAUGGAACAUUACAUAUGGUUUUUGCCGCUGGUGCAAAAAUGAAUAAUUUAUAUUUGUCUGUUCAUUUGUACGGUAGGUUUCUCUAAAUAAUUUUUCCACACUUUGGAACGUAAUUAAAACCUUAUCUUAUUAAUUUAGGCUAACCCCUGGCUUAGUCAGCCAGAUGCAGUGAUAGAUAGCUGUCACUCUCAGCUGUUUGCACGUUGGCUACCUAGCGUUAUGUUAGCUUUGAACUCUUGAGUGUCAUGGACCUUUUGAUUACUAUGGAUCCCUUCAACAGUUUUUGGAGUCUGUGAAAUCUAUUACUGUUGGCCGAAAGAUAACUUUCUAAACAUGCUCAUAAAAAGGAGAGAGCCAAGAUCUAAUGACGGGAAACACUGCAAAUAGCGGGCUGUGUCACUCCGACAAUAAGAAUCAAUCCAUCCUUGAACGGCAAAUUAAUUGCGUCCUUAUUAUUCCUUAAAUCCUUCCCUAAAGAGUAUAUAAUAAAACUCAAAAAGCUUCCUAUCAUUUAUCCUAACAGAAAACCCCAUAAAACUCCCAUAACAUUUUUCAAAAAAUUGCUUAAAUGUCCAAAAAGAAAACACACAUUGUAUACACUGUUCACCCUCUGGAUACAAUAAAUCGGCUAUGUGAUAGGCUUUUUGCACAAUAUUGUUUAAACAAAUUGAUUAUUUUAUAUUUCAUGAACAGUCAAAACCAUGUUUUUCAUGAAAUUGGAUGAUAUUUGGAAGAUACCAGAUCAAAGUAUGAUGACCAAAGUAUGAAAAAUGGCUGUUGCUUCUACAUUGAUCAAAUUUGAUCAUAAAGUUACUGGUUCCCUCCCCCAUGUCAAACUCUUGGAUUCAGGAGGCGGGAUUAUUAAGGAGAUAGGGUGACAUCACCCUAACUCUCAUUUUAAUACACCAAUGGUAACAUGAUAUUCUUUUACUUAAUUUAAAUAAGUAUUUGGCGUGUUUGCUGAAGGGCGUGGUUUAUAUAGUUAGAUAGCUACUCUACUGGUGCCAAAAUUUGACUGUAGUGUGUCAGCAAAUAUAAUUAAAAGUUUGCCCUGUUCAUCUAUGGCAAAGAUGCAUAUGUCUCCCCUUUUCCUCUGUGUCUGGUGUUAGCUAGUUACUGGGUAGCUAGGUCUUCAGCCUGCAUGGAACAAAAGGGGGGGGAAGGGUUGUUUAAAACUCUGACGCAGAUGCAAUUUCAAUGUUGUUUGAGUUGGUUUGUGUAUCACCAAAUUAGCUUGAGAUGAUUUUACUGCAACACCACUCACUGCAUCCAAGUUCCUUGACAUAGGCGUUUCAAAGAGCUGUCGGUCAAGACAAGCUCAUGAGUAUAACCUCCCCGCCCACUGAGCCUGUCUUUUCAAACUUCCUGCUAGUUAGCCAUGAGAGAAAAACUACUUUUUCUCAGUUUGAACAUUUCUAUCCCCCAAAAAUAUUAUGGGUGAUAUUUUAGUCACUCAAAAGCUAUUUUACAUGGGAAUCAGAAUUGCUGUUUGGGAUCUUUUAAUAUUUAUUUAUGUAUAGAUAGGCCUACUUUAUUACAUGUAACUGUUUAAAACCCAAUCGGGAGUUCUGUUGUUUGGGUUGGAUAUAUAGCAUUUUGCCACUCUAAAAUAAAAUGAAACAUUAAGAACACCCCCUUGCCCUCAGAACAGCCUCAAUUCGUCGGGGCAUGGACUCUACAAGUUGUCAAAAGCGUUCCACAGGGAUGCUGGCCCAUGUUGACUCCAAUGCUUCCCACAGUUGUGUGAAGUUGGCUGGAUGUCCUUUGGGUAGUGCACCAUUCAUGAUACAAACGAGAAACUGUUGAGCGUGAAACCCAGCGGCGUCCAGUUCUUGACACAAACCAGUGCGCCUGGCACCUACCACCAUACCCCAUUCAAAGGCACUUAAAUCUUUGUCUUGCGCAUUCACCAUCUGAAUGGGACACAUACACAAUCAAUGUAUCAACUGUCUCAAGGCUUAAAAAUACGUAUUUAAACCAUCUCCUCCCCUUCAUCUCCACUGAUUGAAGUGAAUUUAACAAGUGACAUCAAUAAGGGAUCAUAGCUUUCACCUUGAUUUACCUGGUCAUUGUAUGUCAUUGAGCGGGUGUUCUUAAUGUUUUGUACACUCAGUGUAUUUCAAACAAAAUCAUGUCUGGGUUUUCAUGAAAAAAUUAUAGCUCUAGCUCUUUCACAAGAUCUGUUUUUAAUUCAUGUCCAUUUACCAACAUUUCUGAAAAUGGAUAUAUCGCGUUUUGGAAUAAAACUCUUCAUAUCUAUACUACCCUGUCUCUCUCCAUAAAGAAAUCCCUGAUCCCCGGCCCUCCCUUCCUCCUGGGCUCGUGCACGGUUGUCGUGGCGUUCCUGGUAGCCUUGUUUAUCCCUGAACACACUGAGCCUCCAGUUGUGACCUGUGCCGACACCAAGGAAACCUCCAUGCUAGCCGGUGUGCACAUCAACACCCUGUUACCGGGCAGCGACGAGGACACGCAAGUGCCGACCAGCGACGAGGACUUUGAGCCCCUGCUUCAGGACAGCAUCGUGUGA
Messenger RNA from Coregonus sp. 'balchen', 22525 nucleotides. The record is from the annotation of a GenBank genome assembly. NCBI's taxonomy places the organism in Eukaryota, Metazoa, Chordata, Actinopteri, Salmoniformes, Salmonidae.